AUGUCACCAGAUACUGCAUCGUCGUUAUUUCCAGAGCGACCGAUUCGGCCAUUACCGAGACGUCGACUUCGAGAGAAGCUCUCUUCAGAGGUCGCGGAUACGAUCAAAUACCCCCCUCCAACGCACGAAACCACCCCCCUUUUCUAUUAUCCGCCAUAUACUCUCAAGGACGAGGGAAGCCCGCCAAGGAUAGGAUCUACAAGCCCAACUCAACAGGGCCGAAGGACCGAAACAGGGCGCAACUACACCCCCAGACAGAACGGUCUGGGAAUGCGUGACGGUGAUGAUGAAGAAACGACCCUGCGAAGUACCAUGGUCACUCGGUCGCCUCCAAAGAUCCUGACCCGUGGUGCUCGACGACAUUCAAAGCCAGACCAGCCUCGCACGAAUGCACAGCCGCCUCCUUCAGCGACAUCAUCGGCAGACGGUUAUGAUUUGUUCGAGAACACAAGCAACAAAAAGAAGCGCAAGAUACCUUCCGCAGGAGACGCCAUAUUGAAUAACACUCAAGCGUUGAACAAUGAGAUGGGGUCCAUUGCUAUUUCAACUAGCACAGGACAUUCACCUGACAACGAGCUGCAUAAUGACAGAUCGUACCCGCAUUCAAGUACCAGUGGGUUCAUAACCAACAGUCAGGGGAUUUCAGGUUCUGGUAGAGGUAGACUUGGGCGCUCGAGGAACGGUAGAAGCCCACUUCGAGCCUUGUCUGAUGGCAAUAGUUCGUGGAUCGGACGAACACCAAAACCUGCUCAACCCCAAUGGGCACCAGGUGAACAAGAAGGAAGCGGUAUAAUCUCAAACGCUAUAGCAAACGCUGAGAAACUGCGACCCCAGGGCCAGGACAACGUGAGCUUACUCCAGCAACAUUCGGCUGUGACAAAAAGCACUCCAGCUUCGACCCAGUUCACCUUCACCUGUGAAUCUCAAGUUCCUGGCACUAUCCGGUGGCCUGGCCACGCGAAUAAGCACAGCAUGUCGACCCAGGGUGGCCCUGGUUCUUUGCCAGCUGGCAGUGUUGCUCACCAUGAUGGUUCCUCCGUUGCUGCUAGUAGAGGCUCCGGGAGUUCUCGUCGGGAUAGCAAGCGCCGUCUUGAUCGGUCACUUGAUAGGGCUGCUAGGCGCCGUCGUCAAGUUGCUACAGAAACUCGACGAACAAAUCCCAACAGCGCAACACACGACUGGAUCUGUGAAUUUUGCGAGUACGAAAGCAUUUUCGGUGAACCUCCCAAAGCACUGAUCCGAAUGUAUGAGAUCAAAGAUCGCAAACGUCGACAAGAGGAAGCUGAUCGCAAGCGACUUCUUGAGAAGGCCAAGGCGAAGAGCAGGAAAGGUAAAAAGAGUGGCAAGGCGUCGUCCAGGGGAGAGCAUUCUGUUACUCAACCGCCAGGUCAGGAACCAGCCGGCCAUAUGGACACGAACCACCAUCACUCGACCCAGUCAGAAGAGGGUGAGGACUAUCCCGAUUCUCCUGGAGAACGGACGGGGCCCGACAUAAAAGCAGAUGGUCCACCACCAUAA
Fusarium venenatum is the source of this 1518-nucleotide messenger RNA. RefSeq lists its product as uncharacterized. The record is from RefSeq and is a predicted model, not a curated record. Lineage: Eukaryota; Fungi; Ascomycota; Sordariomycetes; Hypocreales; Nectriaceae.